This is a messenger RNA of Gaeumannomyces tritici R3-111a-1, 186 nucleotides long. RefSeq lists its product as hypothetical. The record is from RefSeq and is a predicted model, not a curated record. The transcript has a single exon. NCBI's taxonomy places the organism in Eukaryota, Fungi, Ascomycota, Sordariomycetes, Magnaporthales, Magnaporthaceae. The coding region runs from base 1 to 186 and encodes 61 amino acids.
AUGUCCCCGCGCUUGCAAAUAGAUGGCCUCUGGGGUGCAAAGCCUGCGACCGCGUGGCAGGAGGCUAAGGUUGUUGACCCCAACGCUUCUGAACCGUGUUUGGAGCAGUGCCGUGUCGGAAACAGUGUCUCCGGCCGCCUUGCACUUUGUGUUCACGUGAAGGCCCAGAGCUUCUCGGCAUCCUGA